Puntigrus tetrazona (Sumatra barb) is the source of this 3663-nucleotide messenger RNA. It is a transcript of the gene il21r.2, whose product is annotated as interleukin 21 receptor, tandem duplicate 2. The record is from RefSeq and is a predicted model, not a curated record. Gene Ontology annotation, cellular component: external side of plasma membrane; membrane. Gene Ontology annotation, biological process: immunoglobulin mediated immune response; production of molecular mediator involved in inflammatory response; cytokine-mediated signaling pathway. Lineage: Eukaryota; Metazoa; Chordata; Actinopteri; Cypriniformes; Cyprinidae. The transcript has 9 exons. Bases 1776 to 3122 code for a protein of 448 amino acids. Gene Ontology annotation, molecular function: cytokine receptor activity; protein binding.
CAGCUGAUGAAAAAUAUAGACAUUGACAGAACUGCAGCAUGCUUCUACAGUAUAAUAAACAGAACUUUAUUGUGCUUUUUAUGUGGAUGCUAAUAUAGUUAGCAUUCUUGGUGUGAAGGAUGGAAAGCAUUUUGAACUGUCAUUAUGUAUUUACAAUUUUUACAAAUUACUAAUACUAAUUAAUCAUUUAAAGUUCAAGAUUUAGUCACCCAUACUAAUCAACUAAUAUUCAGAGUACCUGCAGACUGUGUAAAUAUGUUUAGAAACUAAGAUAAGUAACACAGUUAGCUACAUGCUAACACAAAUAAUAUAAUUCAGGGGGCUGUGGUGAUUUUUUGUAUGAUGUGGUUGUAUGUCUCAAUACAGGCAUACCUUCUUACUACAUACUCAGCUGCAGCUCUGUACUUUAUCAGCAGCAGCUGAAGUGCAUUUAUUCAGCAUGUAGCAAAAGGACGUGAGGUUUGCAACCAGUAUAGGCUACUGAUUAUCUAAAGAGGUAAGACAAAAUUCUACAUUUUGUACAUUUUGUUCUACUAUUUUGCGUGAGAAAGGCACGAGUUUGCAGUUUUUUCAUUGCACACAAUGUUGCAGCUAUCAGAGUUUCCUCUGAGCAAGAUAAGGCAUGUUUCAGACAGAUUUACAAAAUGCCAGGCGCCUGAUAAUACUACGGGUAUUUCUACAUAUCAGAUCAUUUAUACAACUCAUUAGCUCAGCAGAGAGAAAAUUGUAUCAUUAAUUUUAUUUUUGGUUAGUUUUUUUCAUUUUGUUUUGUGGAUUUUUUGUUGAGUGCUUUUUAAUCUUUUUUUCAUUAAUUCUCUGAUUUUUAUUAAUUGGUUCAUGCACUUUAUUUUAACUAAAUGAUUAUUUAAUACUAAGGAAGUAGGCACUUUGAUUGUUAAAGGUGAUUGCAGGUUUGUUUUUGCAGCUAGAAUGCAUGCUAUGAAGCAAACGUUACAUUUUUAGCCCUACAAAUGUACAAUUUGUUCGCGCAAAAGCUGUUCAGCCCGAUUAGCAACUUUUCCGUAUGCAGACUUGUAGAAACAUUCUUAACCUGAUUUUUAAACUAUAUGUGCAGGAGCACCUUUAAAACGUCUGCUGCAAAACCUGAAAGUGAAAGAUGAAAAAAAGACACUGUGACAUACAGUAGAAAACCACAAAUAAAAGUUUGACAUUUGUAACUUUUAAUCUCCUGAAUCACUGCGCUAAAUGUCAGCUGCACUCAUUUAUAGAAUCUGUCAUAACGUGGGGAAAGUCACAUCAAAGAUGUUUCUGACUGGAAAUGUUACAGAUGUGUUAUUAGUAUCAUUUUCUAUAAUAAUAAUAAUAAUGAAAAAAAAACAAAGAAUGAUUUUUUUGGCCUGUUCAGGAUGUAUUCUGAUCCUCCCUUUGAUAUAAUAGCUGUAUGUGGUAAACAUUUUCCUUGCUAAUGUUAUAUUACGUUGUAUAUGGUUUAAAAUCUCCUGACUGAAUGUGCCUACCUGCAAGAGUUUGAGAGUUUAACGCAUGAUUCCAUUCGUGAAGUUUGGUGACGCGAGAUCCUCGAGAUGCCAUCUUCGCUAAUGAAAGAUUUGUAGAUAAAAUUUGAGGUUGAGACCUCCUACAUAAACAGGAACUCCUCUGUAUAUAAAGCCACCUUGAUGCCCUUCACUGUCUCAGACUUCAGCUUUCGCACUUUUAUGUAAUAUUUCUCUAUUGCUUCAGAAUAGAUUUGUUGUGUGAGUUCUGACCAGGCUGAAGUCUGAAAGAGCGUGUUCUUACGCUUUUGUACAAGAACGAUGAGCCGCAUUGGGAUUUUCUGCAUUUUCUUGGCUUUUUCAGCGCAGGUUAAAGCCGCUUCACACGGACGCAUCUGUGUGUCAGAUUACUGGUAUACCAUCAGCUGCUCUUUAAAGCUACCAAUCGCAUCCUCUAGAAACAUAUCAUACUGGCUGGAGGCUCAUUCGAUCAUCAGUAACCAGAAUUAUAGCUGCCAACCUCAGAGAGUACAUGAAGAUCACGUCUGCAAUUUCACAACAGAAAAUAUUUUCAAGAGUUUUGAUAAAUAUUCAAUGACACUUUAUUAUUCGGAAAACGGAACCACGAAUUCGUCUCUAUUGGAUGGUUCUUUUAAACCGGUGAAAAACAUUAAAACAAAAACCCCAUUUAAUCUGACGCUGCAGUAUGCAAAUGGAACGUAUCGUUUCUUUUGGAAGAGUGGAUACGAAAAUCAUGACUACCGUGAAGCUCUGCCCAUCAUAUACGAAUUCAAAUACCACAAAGAUGGAGAUACCACAAGUCAGGUCAAUGUUCACCCGAGCAAUGAAGUGGUUCAGCUUGACGAAACGAAACUUGAUCCGAACACUGUGUACACUGUGAUGGUGAGGAGCACGGUUGAUAAAAUAAACGGAUACAGUGGAACGUGGAGCGACUGGAGCAGCUCAGUGAAAUGGAAAACGGCACACAAAGAUGAGCCCAGUCAACUCGGCAAGAUUGGCAUUGGGAUAUUAGUGUUGGUCAUACUUUUAAUUCUGCUUAUGUCCAUUCCUGCUGCCAGAUUUAAGAUGAAAGAAAUUUCUUGGGUGCCAACACCAGCAACGUACUUCCAGCCGCUUUAUCAGAAUUACCAAGGCAAUUUUCAGUGUUGGGUUUUGGCAAAAAGUCCUUUACAAGAUUUUCAAGUUAUGGAAGACUUUUCAAAAAUUGACAAGAUUUCCGAGGUUCUUACCACACUGCAGGACCAGGUGGAGAAAACAGGCAUGUAUCUGUCAGGAGAGUCCCACACACCAUAUGUGGGCCCCACAGCUGAGGUCUGGGCCCCGUGCCAACUGCCCGAUACGCUCAGCGAAACGAGUAUCCCGUGUGAGGAAUUUUCUUUGUUCUGCGAAGAGUUGCCUGAUAAAGUGGACAACCUCUUCCAGUCUCUGAACUUGACGUGUCUGAAUGGAGAUGUUCUGUCUCUGAAGGACUCGGCUCUCAGUCUCGAGUGUCUUGAGGACCACGAGGCUUCUGAAGCACCGGUUAUCAUUAACCCAGUGCCUACGUGCUUCAAACAAGACUACUGCACUCUUACCAACACCCCCACAGGCCCCGUUCCCACCUUCACCAGAGAUGUACAGCAGGACGAUAAAACCUCCAAAGAUUAAAUGCAGGUAGACAUUACACCAAGGACGUCUAUAGAUAUGUAGAUAUUUUACACUCUUAAUAAUGCUUAAAAGGUUCUUUACGGUGAUGCUAUAAAAGAACCAUUCUGCCAAAAACCAUCUCUUUCUUUUUAAAAUUUGAAGAAUCUUCUUUCACUACAAUUAACCUUUUGUCAAACAGAAAGGUUCUUCUGACGUUAAAGGUUGUCUUCAUCGUAAAGCACCUUUUUUUAAGAAUGUGCUGAUCAUUUAUGAAUAUAUUAUUUAUGUGCUGGAACAAAAUGUAAUUUUUUUAAUAAUAUAAACAAGACAUUCUUGUACUGUACUUCAACAAAAACAAGUAGCUUUUAUACUUCUACUCUAGUUGACAGUUUAAGUGAGAUUUUAGUUUGAGACAUUUCGUAGUUGACAUUGCGAGUGAAGUUUUUGUGUGCACUGAUUGUAUGAUUUUGUGUUUUUCACUUUCUUUUUUUAAUUUCGUUAAGUAAUAUUAGUGCGGAAUGUACUGUAUUUCCAUUUGUGGAAUAAAACAAUGAGUAUUUAA